AUGUUCCUCCAGAAUCUGGUCCAGAAAGCCCAACAGCUCAUCGAUCCCGCCCAAUUGCCCGGUCCUUUGGGCGCUGCAGCGUCCGGAAGACCCUCCAAGUCUCACUUGUUCCGACAUCAAUUUCGACUCCCGGAUACGCAGAAUCCGCUGUACGAAAUUUCCGCCGAGCUUACGCUUCCUACCAAGCCGCGCACCAAUUCCAACAAGUCGGGAACGUCAAAGAAUUGGGACAAGAGCAAUUGGGAUCGAGAGCGAGGGACGCAUUAUGUGGGACAGCUGCAUUUGAGUGAGCAGUUCCUCUGCUUUUCCACGGUCAAUACUUCGUUUGUCAGUACAGCUUCUACAAGCGCCAGCAGCGGCUUCACCGGGAGGACGCAUGGGACCGGUCCGGCUGGCAAUGGCUUCACGCUGCCAUUGUGCGCGGUGCGGAGGGUGGAGAGAUUGCAUACCCAGUCCUACAUGUUUGCUCUCUCGAUAACGACAUGGAAUGGCUUCGACCCAGGCAGCGAGGAUAAGCCGGGCGCUCCGUCUCCACCUAAACUGACGAUCCAGCUGGAGGGCAGCCGACAGCAAUGCGAGCGCUUCUGCGAUGGUCUUAAGAGGGGUCUCAGACAGGGCAUCAAGGAGGUCGAGAACAUGCGGACAGUCGCCCAGGAAUGCUUUUCGGAGCACUUCCUCUACGGCGAUUUUGAUACUAUACCUGCAGCUGAGAAGCCCGAUGGAGCGCCGCGAGCACCGCCGGAUACGGGACUUGGGAGUAUAUUCAAGUAUCCAGGCAAUUCGAGGAAACUGCGAGAUCGUAGCAAGAUGAGGCUGUGGCAUGAGUACAUGAAGGAGAAUGGCCGAAAUACGACAUUGGUUCGCCAGCCGGACUUCCAUCGUCUGAUACGAGUCGGAUUGCCCAAUCUGCUCCGAGGAGAGAUCUGGGAGUUGACAUCUGGAUCAUUCUACCUCCGACUUCAGAAGCCCAAGCUCUACCAGGAAAUGCUCGUCAAGCACGAGGGCGAGGGUUCUCUCGCGAUUGAUGAGAUCGAGAAAGAUCUCAAUCGCAGUCUUCCGGAAUAUGCCGGCUUCCAGAGCGAGGAGGGUAUCGGUAGGCUACGUCGAGUGCUGACCGCCUAUAGCUGGACGAACCAGGAAGUCGGAUACUGCCAGGCUAUGAACAUUGUAGUCGCCGCACUGCUGAUGUACGUAAGCCCACUUCCCUUUUGUAGCAGAUCUCAAGCUAAGUGCUCUCUCCAGUUAUCUCUCCGAGAAUCAAGCAUUCUAUCUCCUCUCAAUCCUCUGUGAUCGCUUAUUACCAGGGUACUACUCAACGACAAUGUACGGCACACUACUCGACCAGCGAGUGUUUGAAAGUCUCGUGGAGAAGACGAUGCCCAUCAUCUGGGACCAUUUGGUCAAGAACGACGUUCAGCUUUCGGUGGUGUCAUUGCCUUGGUUUCUUUCACUCUACAUCAACAGCAUGCCACUCAUCUUCGCCUUCCGGGUACUGGAUGUUUUCUUCUUGGAAGGACCGAAGGUACUCUUUCAGGUCGGCCUCGCGAUUCUGCGCAUCAAUGGUGAGGAACUGCUGGACGCCACAGACGACGGCACUUUCAUUUCUGUUCUGAAGUCAUACUUUGCCCGGCUUGGAGAGUCGGCACACCCCAAGUCUGAGAAUCCAAAGCAUCGAGCUAUUACGAACUUUCAGGCACUCAUGGUCGUUGCUUUCAAGGAGUUUGAAGGUAUCACACAACACACUAUCUCUGAGCAGAGAUCAAAACACAAAGCGGCAGUGCUGGACAACAUCGAAUCAUUCGCCAAGCGCACUUCGAUACGGAAUUUGGGACCGGAAAGCAAGAAGCUUUCCAUGAAUGACCUUGGCUUCCUGUACGAUCGCUUCUACACCGUGCUCUAUGAGCGACAACAACGAGCAUCCGUGCUACAGGCGGAGAACGAGAAAAAGCAGAAGCAGGCCAGACAACGAGCUUCGGAACUUUUGACAGGUGUACCAGGAAGUGCGCCAGAGCUGGGCCGAGUAGGCAUGGGACCGAGCUCGACUCAAAUGGACUACGAUGCCUUCCGGGAGUUCCUCGCUGGCAUCUCGAAAUGGGCUGUCACGGACUCUCCGAGCUCGCCGAGCAAAGAGGAUCGUGCCGGACACGGGUACUUUGCCAAUACUCUCCGCAGUCGAUCAAUCAAUCUGUCGCCCUGGGGAUCAGGACCAGAGCCGGCAGAUCACGACUUCAUGCAGCGUCUGUUCAAGAAAUGGGAUGCCGAUGGGCAUGGUUCAUUGACUUUGCAGACCGUGGUGUACGGACUUGCGCCGAUCAAGGGCAAUCGCGACAUUAUGAGCAGUAUCUCGUAUUUCUUCGAACUUUACGAUGACGAUAAGGAUGGAAAGGUCGAUAGGGAGGGAAUCUUGAGAAUCUCCGAAGCGCUGCUUUUCUUGUCGAGGAGAGGUGUUCAUGGUGGUGUGAUGUCGAAUAGCGGAGGUGAUGAAAGUGUCAAAGGACCUGAUGGGAUUCCGAUGUCGAAGGAUGAGCAGUUCCUAGGGGCCGUGAGUGCUUUCAUCAGGAGGUGUUUUGAGUAUGCGGAUCCGGAUCAUCCUUCGCGGCAAGGACAGAGUGAGGUUGAGAAGGCAGUUGGGGAGUUCAAGAUCGAUGACGAUGAAGAGGACCUUCUUGGCGAUGAGAACGAUGGGGCGAAAGAUGAGAAGGAAAAUGCAGACCUCGAGUCCGCCGAGGAUGAUUCGAUACUUGCGCAAUCCUCGCCGAACACCUUUGACCAAACGACGCCUACGACGCCCAAGAACGCCGAAGCGAAUGCUGCGCUGGAUCCUUCGAGUCCGGUACACAUCACCCUCCCGACUUUCCGCAUGCUGGUACUAGCGGAUGAAACCCUGGAAUCUUUCUUCGACUCUGGAUUCGCGAAUAGUUUCCAUCUUGCCGACGCACCUCUCCCGUCAUCUACGUUGACAUCUCCAUCCUUCCUGAAUCUACACAACGCAGCCCCAGGCCAGGCAUCCCAUCCUCUUGUUCCUGCGAUCAGCCCCGGUGGACCUGGUGCGGGUGUCGUUGCUCCCGGGAAAGGUCUCAGAGGCAUGCUGGACAAUAUCGUCACGGAUGGGAUGCGUGUCGCCGUGGAAGUCCGUAGGAGAAUGGAUGAGGCGCAGAAGGAACUCGAUCGCGGGGCUUCGACUCGGGGAACGGAAGAUGACGAUGACGAUGAAGGGGAAGACGAAGGUGGGAGGGAGCUGUUGGAGGGUGCGGAAGCCGAUGCAGGUAAGCCUGAAGACGAAGGCAAAGGGAAGGAAAGUCUGUUGGACGGACGUGUCGUUGCGGCGGAACCUUCUUCUUCGUCUUCGACGACGACGACGACGACGACGACGACAACGAAAGGCAGUUCGGCCGCUUCGAUUAAGAGUACGGGGAGUGAGGUGGAGAAGAGUACGAUGUUUGAACGAUGA
Lecanosticta acicola is the source of this 3451-nucleotide messenger RNA. The record is from the annotation of a GenBank genome assembly. NCBI's taxonomy places the organism in Eukaryota, Fungi, Ascomycota, Dothideomycetes, Mycosphaerellales, Mycosphaerellaceae.